AGGAUGUCGCACACAUCAUAACUCAUACUUCGUUGGACAUGCAUCCAGUUUAGGAGAAAAAACAGUUUCGUCUUCCCUUGAUUUCAAGUAAAGCAGAACACAAGCACUGUAACUCUGCAACCUAUGAACAGUCAGCGCCGUCUGAUGACUGUGAGUUCUUCUCUUUUGUUGUUUUAGGAAAAAGUCAAACUUGGUCGAUAGUGUCCGAUUCUUAGUUUCUUACAUUAUUACACUACAACGCGCAUUCAGUCGAUCAGAAAGGCUGCUUGCUUUCACUUGUUAUUAACUUCUACUUGUCUUUAAUUUAUUAACUGUCCUCGUCUUUUAGAUCCAUUCAUACAUAUAUUUAUUUACUUGUAAGUUGUAAGCAUUCCACUUCUUUCUUUCUUCUAGUUUUGGUCAUCUUUCUAUCAAUUCAUCCCAGAUCUCUUUUUCAACUAAAAGGGUAGCCAAAAGUUUUGAUUUUUAUGACACCCUUUUCAUCUUUUGUAAAAACCCAACAAGUAUAUUCUCAUUCUCUGUUUGCUUUAUAGAUCCUUCUUACAAGGUUGACUUGGUCAACUCAACUCACUUCUUUGAUUGGCAUAACCCUACUUGACCAUCCAGAUUUUUAUUAACUUGGGUCUAUUCUUUUGUACUUGUUGAAGUGUUUGUCAUUGUAAUUUAAGUUGAUAUAGAAUCUAAAUUAUGAAGCUUGUAGUGCGUGUAAUUGAAGCUAGAAAUAUACCAGCAAUGGAUCCAAAUGGUUAUAGUGAUCCAUUUGUUAGGUUAAAAUUAGGUAGGCAGAGGUUUAAAACUAAAGUGGUGAAGAAAUCUUUGACUCCUUCUUGGUGUGAAGAAUUUUCUUUCAAAGUUGAAGACUUGAAGGAAGAGCUUGUUAUUUCUGUUUUGGAUGAAGAUAAGUACUGUAAGGAUGAUUUUGUCGGUCUAGUUAAAAUUCCGGUUUCUCGGGUUUUGGAUGCUGAUAGCAAGUCACUUGGCACAGCUUGGUACACAUUGCAGCCCAAGAAUAAUAAGUCCAAGAUCACGGAUUGUGGUGAAAUUCUUCUCACUAUACGUUUCUUGCAAAACAAUCCAUUUACGGAUGAACAAGAUCUUGACUUAGCACCAUCCAGAAACUCUACCGACACAGCUUAUGAAUCACCAUCGAGAUCCUUUAGUACCUUUUCCUCUCCAAACAGAUUAGAGGAGGUUGCUCCGAUUAAGGAGGAGAAGUCACAGAUUCAGAAUUUUGUUAGCAGGGUUGCUCAACUAUUCAACAAAAAUGUAGAGUACAACCCUACCACUAGUGAAAUCACGCAGAUGCCAGAGAUGCUGGAAACAGCUAAAACUGAGAUUAUUGAGGACAGUUCUGCAGAACCAUCUUCAUCUCCCUCUUUUAGUGAUGCAAUGAAAAGUUUGGAAUUGAGAUAUCAAGAAAUUGAUAUGCCAAGCAAUCUUUCUGGAGGAGUAAUCAUAGAUCAAUUGUAUGCUCUUGCAUCACCUGAGAUGAAUUCUUUACUCUUUUCACCAGAUUCAGACUUGCUCAGGUCCCUAGCUGACAUACAGCGGAACACAGACCUGCAACUACGACCUUGGAAAUUCGAGGAUGAUGGGAGUUUGAAAAGAGUGAUUUCUUACACCAAAGCUGCAAGUAAAUUAAUCAAGGCGUUGAAAGCCACUGAGGAGCAGACAUACUUGAAAGCAGAUUCGAAGGGGUUUGCAGUUCUAUCGAGUGCCAGCACGCCAGAUGCGCCAUACGGGAGCAGUUUUAGGGUAGAAGUUCUUUACUGCAUUACACCGGGGCCUGAGUUGCCAUCAGGGGAACAGUCAUCUCGAGUAGUAAUAUCGUGGAGGAUGAACUUUUUGCAGAGUACUAUGAUGCGAGGUAUGAUAGAAAAUGGGGCAAGACAAGGUGUAAGAGAAAGUGUUGAGCAGCAUGCAGCUUUGUUGGCUCAAAAUGUACGCCUAGUUGAUCCUAUGGACAUUGCUUCUGACAAGGAACAAGUUUUAGCAUCGCUACAGGUGGAACCACAGUCAGACUGGAAACUGGGAAUCCAGUAUUUUGCUAAUUUUACGACAAUAUCUACCAUUUUCAUGGGAUUUUAUUUGCUUUUGCACCUCUGUUUAACCACGUCUAACACAGUUCAAGGACUUGAAUUUGUGGGGUUGGACUUGCCAGAUUCUGUUGGGGAAGUUAUUGCAUGUGCUAUAUUAGUUCUUCAAGGUCAACGAGUGCUGGCACUUAUAUCACGUUUUAUGCAUGCCAGAGUUAAGAGAGGCAGUGACCAUGGAGUUAAAGCACAGGGGGAUGGGUGGUUACUAACCGUUGCCUUGCUUGAAGGGAGCAACUUGGCCACUGUUGAGUCAACUGGGUUCUCUGAUGUUUACGUGGUUUUUAGCUGCAAUGGCAGAACUAAAACCAGCUCAAUCAAGUUCCAGAAAUCUGAUCCUCUGUGGAACGAAAUAUUUGAGUUUGAUGCAAUGGAAGAACCUCCUUCUACGCUGGAUGUGGAUGUUUAUGAUUUUGAUGGGCCAUUUGAUGAAGCUAUGUCUCUGGGACAUGCUGAAAUUAAUUUUGUGAAGAGUAAUAUAUCUGAGUUAGCUGAUGUAUGGGUUCCUCUUCAGGGGAAACUAGCACAGACAUGUCAAUCUAAAUUGCAUUUAAGAAUUUUUUUGAAUGACACAAGAGGCACUAAUGCUGUUAAAGAAUACCUAACGAAGAUGGAGAAAGAGGUGGGAAAGAAGAUUAAAUUGCGGUCUCCUCAGACAAAUUCAGCAUUUCAGAAACUGUUCAAGCUUCCAUCAGAAGAAUUUCUCAUAAAUGAUUUUACAUGUCAAUUGAAACGUAAAAUGCCUCUGCAGGGCCGUCUGUUUUUAUCAUCAAGGAUAAUUGGAUUCCAUGCUGAUCUUUUUGGGCGCAAGACAACCUUCUUUCUUCUCUGGGAGGAUAUAGAAACCAUUCAGGUGGUUCCACCUACUUUGUCAUCAAUGGGCAGUCCAAUUAUCGUAAUCACUUUACGGCCUGGCAGAGGCUUAGAUGCACAACAUGGUGCAAAAAUACAGGAUAGUGAAGGUAGACUGAAGUUUCAUUUUCAGUCUUUUGUGUCUUUCAGUGUGGCAAACAGGACAAUUAUGGCACUAUGGAAAGCAAGAGCCUUGAGUCCAGAGCAGAAGGUACAAAUAGUUGAAGAGGAAAACAAAGCUAGUAAUCUCCUUGUUGAAGAAGAACCUGCUGAUAAAAGCCUGGAUGCAUCUGAGGAAGAAUCUGAUACCAGAAGUCUUCAAAGUGAGGAGAGUGGGUCAUUUUUAGGCUUUGUGGAUGUUGACACGCCCAUGUCUGUGGUUUAUUCUUCUGUUCUCUCAGUUCCUACUGCUUAUGUCAUGGAGUUAUUCAGUGGGAGUGAAUUGGAUGAUAGGGUCAUGGAGAGAGCUGGUUGUCUAAAUUACUCUCACACUCCUUGGGAAAAUGAUAAGCUUGAUGUGUUCAUGCGGCAGAUUUAUUACAAAUUUAAUAAAGGUAUUACUCGAUAUAGAGGAGAAGUGACAAGCACACAACAAAAAACUCGCCUCUCAGAUAGACAAGGUUGGCUCAUUGAAGAAAUAAUGACCCUCCAUGGAGUUCCGCUAGGUGACUAUUUCAAUCUAAACCUGAGAUACCAACUUGAAGAUCUCCCCACAAGAUCCAUCGGAUGCAAUGUGCAAGUUUAUAUUGGUGUCGCAUGGUUGAAAAGUACCAAAUAUAAGAACAGGAUCACAAAGAACAUCCUCACAACUCUGCAAGGGCGUCUAACAGUCAUGUUUAGUACAGUAGAGAAGGAAUUUAUAUCAGGAAUGUAGAUAAUUUACUGUAGAUUUUUGAGCUUGCUGAGGAGGAGUUUCUGAUCAAUGCAUCCACUAUCCAUACGUUCUUCCGGUCAAAUCUAACUCUAGAAUGGAAGCGAGAAGCAUCUGUCUUAAUUUACGUAACUGGUGUCUUAUGGUAUCUAGUUGCAUCAAUGUUUGAUGGCAUAUAUCAUGGUUCCGAAUCAGUACUCUAUUCCGCGGUACAGAAUGCCAGGACAAUGUGUUCCUUCUGUUUGUACAAGUGAAACCUCGUAGCAUAGCUUUACAGAGCUUAGUUACAAGAUGGUGGCUGAUGAGGUUAUCAUCUAUAUUGAGCUUGAUCAAAAGGGCAGUACGAUUAUCCAGUUCUCGGCAUUAUAGUUGAUCAUCUAGCUUUGUCUCGACGGGUAUUGACAUGAACUUCUAACUUUUUUGCUUCUCUAGCUUUACAGAUGUGCAAGGCCAAGACGUCAAAUAUACCUUGCAUAUACGAACACGGAUACAAUGACACAGAUACAAACUUGUGAAUUCUUUUGGCCUUGAAUCUGGUCAGCCAUGUAUGUUACUUAAUAUUGUAGGGUAAAUAUUCAUUUCAUGUUCAAAGUCAGCGAAAUAAAUGGUUAAUUUUUAUAGACAACAGGUUUAGAUCUUCA
Molecule: messenger RNA, 4457 nt
Organism: Daucus carota subsp. sativus
Lineage: Eukaryota; Viridiplantae; Streptophyta; Magnoliopsida; Apiales; Apiaceae
Product: C2 and GRAM domain-containing protein At1g03370
Exons: 9
Coding region: 688-3819 (1043 amino acids)
Source: RefSeq, a predicted model, not a curated record